AUGGUGCGUGAGCGUAUCAAUUCCAUCCGACCUGGGAUAACCGAAGGAGGCCCGCACCCCAUAGACGGAACGAUCAUUUUUCCUCUAGUAGACCCCACGCGGAUAUUACGUCCGCACCGUGAUGCCCUCAUUCUAUCCUUGGGGAUAGACAAAUUCGACGUAAGACGCAUCUUAAUUGACCCAGGUAGCUCAGCUGAUCUGGUGCAAGCAUCAGUCAUAAGCCACAUGGGACACAACUUAGUCGGUCUCGAAAACCCUGGAAGGAUUUUGUCCGGAUUCAACGGGGCAUCAACUACCUCAUUGGGAGACAUUGUGCUACCAGUCCAAGCUGGCCCAGUCACUCUCAACGUUCAAUUUUCGGUAGUCCAAGAUCUAUCACCCUUCAAUGUUAUCUUGGGACGCACAUGGCUACACUGUAUGAAGGCCAUCCCCUCCACAUAUCAUCAGAUGGUGAGCUUUCUCACUGAAGAUGGGCAAACCAACCUAUACGGCAGCCAGCUAGCCGCUCGCCAAUGCUACCAGAUAGCAAGAGAAGCAGGGACCAGUCGGGAGAAUGAACCCCUCCCCGAAUCCACCCAUGCGCUCGACCAAUAGCAGUCACUGUAUCCGGCGGACAGAGAUCCCCCGGCAGCAGAUCCCUUACAAACAGUACAAA
Vitis riparia (riverbank grape) is the source of this 655-nucleotide messenger RNA. RefSeq lists its product as uncharacterized. Lineage: Eukaryota; Viridiplantae; Streptophyta; Magnoliopsida; Vitales; Vitaceae. The transcript has a single exon. Bases 1 to 594 code for a protein of 197 amino acids. The record is from RefSeq and is a predicted model, not a curated record.